Molecule: messenger RNA, 1582 nt
Organism: Salmo salar (Atlantic salmon)
Lineage: Eukaryota; Metazoa; Chordata; Actinopteri; Salmoniformes; Salmonidae
Product: butyrophilin subfamily 1 member A1-like
Biological process (GO): T cell receptor signaling pathway; regulation of cytokine production
Cellular component (GO): external side of plasma membrane
Molecular function (GO): signaling receptor binding
Source: RefSeq, a predicted model, not a curated record
GAAUUGCUCAGAGUUGUUCAUGGGUCUCAACAGUAUCAUAAUGCGGCUAUAAAGAAGUACAGGAGUUCCAUUGAUAACCGCCUUCAUGUUAUCUACAGUUCUCUAUUGGACAUGCAUGGAGGAGAGAGGCGUGAUAGAGAAGAAUGACUUUAUAUGAGGCUGUAUCUGGUUUAAGUGAAAGUCUGUAGAUUUCCUGUAUAGGCCUGAACUGCGGAGUAUUCAACGAAAAGGUUGUGAAUAUAUGUCUGUAAAAAUGGGUUUGUGUACAGUAUAUUUUUCAUGAAUAGUGAGGCAGUGUUGAAUGUAAAUCAACUUUUUUUUGGAUUCUGAAGUGGAGGACGUGAAGACGUGUAAAGGUAAAAUGUCCAGAGUUCAUACUGACUUUAAACUUACCACCGCUGAAGACAGUGAGAGGGUUGGUCCUGGUGAUGAUGUCACCCUCCACUGUCACCUCUCCCCCAAGACCAGUGCUGUUGUCAUGACGAUCCGGUGGUUUAAAGGGACAGAGUGCAUUUACCUGUAUAAGAAUGGCCAGGUGACAGAGAGCAUUGGCUACGAGGGCAGAGUCAGUCUGACCGCGCCGGAGCUGGAGGGAGGCAAUGUGUCCCUGAGGCUGAGAGACUUCAGGAGGUCAGACGUAGGACGGUACAGAUGUCAGGUCAUCCAUGGAGAACAGAAGGAGGAGGCUGCAGUGGGUUUAGAGGUUGCUAGUGGAUCACGAUUGGACUUUGCUAGGUUAUAUGGAGCGGCUUGGGGACGGGUCUCUGAAGUGGCCCAGCCAGAGCCCGGACUUGAACCCGAUCAAACAUCUCUGGAGAGACCUGAAAAUAGCUGUGCAGCGACGCUCCCCAUCCAACCUGACAGAGCUUGAGAGGAUUUGCAGAGAAGAAUGUGAGAGACUCCCCAAAUACAGGUGUGCCAAGCUUGUAUCAUCAUACCCAAGGAGACUCGAGGCUGUAAUCGCUGCCAAAAGGUGCUUCAACUAAGUACUGAGUAAAGGGUCUGAAUACUUAUGUAAAUGUGAUAUUUAAGUUUUUUAUUUUAAUACAUUUGCAAAAAAUUGUAACCUGUUUUUGCUUUGUCGUUAUGGGUUAUUGUGUGUAGAUUGAUGAGGGGGGAAAAAACUAUUUUAAUAAAUUUUAGAAUAAGGCUGUAAAGUAACAACAUUUUGAAAAAGUGAAGGGAUCUGAGUACUUUCUGAAUGGACUGUAACCCAGCAAGUCAGAGAGAAAGAGAGACUACUGGAGGACACUACCAAAGGGGACGAGAAGAGUAAGAGAAGUGGGUGCAUUGGAAAAGGACCUGCAGGACUCGAACAGCCAAGUAGAGAACUUCAGAGUCCAACUGCAGCGUCAUUCCCCCUAAAAACAAAGCACAAGAAAGAGGAUUUCUGACAACCACCAUCUCAGAUUGUUCUAAAAUCCUUUCUGUAGUUAGAAACAGAUGAGAUUAGCAUUUCUGAAACAUUAUUUUGUUGAAAUAUAAUUUGAUCUCUGAGAAAUGAAGCUAAUUGAUUGACCCCCCCCAAUUGGCCAUUUUUAUUUAAAGCGUUCAUAUAAUCUUCAAUAAAUAUUGUACCUAA